AUGUCAUCGUCAACGCAAAGACCUCUUCAUGGAAAGAAAAAACUACCAGAGGAAGAAGAUGCAACUAAAUUAAAAUUCGGAGAAGAUUUUGAAAAUGAAGAAUUUCUUUUUGUGUCAGAAGUAGCAUCUUUAAUCGGAAGAGUUCCUGAUAAUCAAAAAAAUACAGAUGUUUAUCAAAAAACAUUGGAAUAUGUAAACACAUUUACAAAAUUUCAUAAUGAAGAAUCAUUAAGAGAAUUAAGAAAAACUUUAAUGAAAUAUAAAUUACAUAAAUAUGAGUUGGCUCAAUUAGCCAAUUUAUGUUGUGAAGAAGUAGAUGAAGUACGUUCUUUAGUACCAAGUUUACAGUCAAGACCUGAAGAAGAACUUCGUGCUAUGAUUGAUGAUAUUUUAUCUUUAAAGAAAUAUCAAAGCUAG
This is a messenger RNA of Entrophospora sp. SA101, 417 nucleotides long. NCBI's taxonomy places the organism in Eukaryota, Fungi, Glomeromycota, Glomeromycetes, Entrophosporales, Entrophosporaceae. The record is from the annotation of a GenBank genome assembly.